UCCCUGACAGCUGUCAUUUAAAAACCCUAAUGGAUCGCACCUGAUGCUGAUGAGAUUCACCUGGUCUCAUUUUACCGGAAGCAGCUGCAUAAAGACGGAGACCAGCAUCGCUCCUCAGCCUUCAAACGCGCUGCUUUUAGUGUCUUGGUUUCCUUUUCAUAUUCAAUUCUCAGUUAUGCCUCCUAAAAAGACCGCAGCAGACUCCGCUAAUCCGCCUGUGUCGUCCGCCAGCGACACCCCGGUGGGAGAGAAGAAACCAGAUGCUGCGGUGCUGCGCAAACUUGCGACUCAUCCCUCCACAGCAGUAAUGAUGAAAGAAGCACUUAAAGAGUUGGACUCACGCAAAGGGGUCUCCUCCCAAGCGAUUCAGGCUUAUAUCAAACAAAAAUACCCCUCUGUGGAUUUGGUAAGGCUUAAGCACUUGGUCUGUAAGGCCCUGAAGAAAGGAAUCGAGACUGGCACGCUGGUGCGGCCUGCCAACUCCACUGUCACUACCGGCGCAACGGGGAAAUUUAGGCUUGCACCAAAGGUGAAGGAGGCAAAGCCUAAAACUGAGAACGUGGAUCCCAAUGUGCUAAAAGAAGCGAAGGAUGGAGCCAAGAAGCCCAAGAAAGCGGGUACCGCUAAGAAGAAAGACAAGAUCGAUGAAGAGAACGAGUCAAAGGAGGAAUCCAAGCCUCCCAAAAAAUCUAAGAAAGAAAAGGAAGCUGCUACCGCAGACCCAACUACCUCGAGCGUUGCUCCAGCAAAGAAGCCAAAAGCAAGAAAAGCUGCAGAGAAGGAGGGUGAUGGAGCCUCUGAUCCAGCCAAAACUAAAGCAGCAAAGACGACCAGAAUGGCGUCUCGGAGCAAGGCUGCUAAAGCAGGCAGCGACGCCCCUGCUGCUAAAGCAACUGGGAAACGAGGAAGGAAGAAAGCAGAAUAAAUGUACAAUUGAGUGAUAUUUUAUACUUUUUCAAUAAAAUCUAAAUUUUUA
Molecule: messenger RNA, 976 nt
Organism: Anarrhichthys ocellatus (wolf-eel)
Lineage: Eukaryota; Metazoa; Chordata; Actinopteri; Perciformes; Anarhichadidae
Gene: h1m
Product: linker histone H1M
Exons: 5
Coding region: 44-925 (293 amino acids)
Biological process (GO): nucleosome assembly
Cellular component (GO): nucleosome
Molecular function (GO): structural constituent of chromatin; DNA binding
Source: RefSeq, a predicted model, not a curated record